Molecule: messenger RNA, 1363 nt
Organism: Aspergillus ruber CBS 135680
Lineage: Eukaryota; Fungi; Ascomycota; Eurotiomycetes; Eurotiales; Aspergillaceae
Product: putative GPI-anchored cell wall protein Pst1
Exons: 5
Coding region: 92-1009 (305 amino acids)
Source: RefSeq, a predicted model, not a curated record
CUUUAGCUGUCAGGGCCCUCGAGACCCUUUGUUGUUUUUUACUCUGUCAGUCUGAAAUUGACAGCUCCAGCUCCAGCUCCAGCUCGAUGCAAUGAGCCCUUUCAGCCUGUUCCUGGCCGUGCUGGCUCUGGCUGUGUGCCAGUGCGUCGUUGCCGAUUCCUGCCAAAACACCACGAUCUCCUCCCCGUCCGAUGCCGACCUUUUCGUCUCGUGCGACAAGGUCGAAGGCGCCCUCACCGUCUCCGAAUCCUUUGACGGGGUCUUGAACCUCACCGAGAUAAGCCGGAUUGAAGGCGACUUGACCGUGACGAAUGUCGGGGGUAUAACAAAGAUCAACCUGCCGGCUCUUGAGAAAGUGGAGGGGACGGUGACGGUUACGGACAAUGGGGGAUUGAAGAAUUUGACACUUUCGGGGUUGCAGAGUGUCAGUGGGAAGUUGACGGUGCAAGGGAAUAAUGGAUUGAGUUAUGUGAAUUUACAGGAUCUGGAAGACGUGGAGGGUGGUCUCGCCCUGGUCGGAGGGUUUAGUGUAUCCCUCCCCAACAUCGACGAGGUCAACGGCGACACCACAAUCAAAGGCGCCGACAUGUCCUGCGGCGUGUUCGACCGCCUCGCUGCAGACAGUGUAUUCACCGGCUCCUACUCAUGCUCAGCGUCAAGCUCAGGGCUAAGCCCAGGCGCCAAAGCCGGUAUCGCCAUUGCAGUUAUUCUAAUCGUCUGCAUCAUCGCCGCUGGUAUCUGGUUUUGUCUACGGCGUCGACGCACAGUGGCCGGGCCCACAGAUGAGGGUGACGUCGAAAAGACACAGUACCAUAUCUUCAACACGAAGUCAAUCCUCCGUCUCCCCCGCAAACCAUUUCCCCCGAAACAACCCUCCGAGUCUGUCCCCAUGCUAGACGGAAGAAUGAUACUCGAAGCAACACCCGGCGAACGACGCGAAAGACGACCAAUUUACGAAUUAGAUGCCGGACCACAGAGUUCGCAUCAGCGGCCCAUCAAUCAUGAAUGACGAAUCAAUGAGUAUAUGACUAUGAAUGUAUGAAUGCUAUGUCAUCGCUGUAAACAAACGCUCUCAUAUGUACACAAAUGUAUAUUCCACGCAUUACGAGUUAUUCCCGCAUGAGAAACUGUCACUGCUGGGGUUGUCGUGGAUGGACUUGCCGGAGGUGUAGAGACCCAGACCGCAAAUGAGUCCGGCAAUACCGACGCAACCGACGUUGAUCACAGUAAGAAUCAUCUUCUUCCACGAGGCGGUGUAUUCGCCGCGGUUCAUGAAAAGCCAGAAGAAAGCGGGCAAUCCGAAACUGAACCAGCUGCCAAAGAUCGAACUGAUCAAACUCAACAAACUGUCAAACACCGGCAC